Molecule: messenger RNA, 2917 nt
Organism: Galeopterus variegatus (Sunda flying lemur)
Lineage: Eukaryota; Metazoa; Chordata; Mammalia; Dermoptera; Cynocephalidae
Product: zinc finger protein 154-like
Exons: 4
Coding region: 191-1744 (517 amino acids)
Biological process (GO): regulation of transcription by RNA polymerase II
Molecular function (GO): RNA polymerase II cis-regulatory region sequence-specific DNA binding; DNA-binding transcription factor activity, RNA polymerase II-specific
Source: RefSeq, a predicted model, not a curated record
GGCUCCGGAGAGCCGGGUCGUGGGUGAGGUGACUGGAUCGAGAAGGCGUGACAGGACUCUUUGUCCCCACUGCACAGAGGCGGGUCUGAGGCUCGGUGACGCCUCCCUGAGUGCCUCGCGCCAGGCCUGCGAUAGGGAGCGCCGUGCCCCGGUCGUCCGCGGCUCCUGCCCCUGCUCCGCUCAGAGUCCGAUGGCUGCGGCUGCGCUGAGGGACCCGGCUCAGCAGGGCAUCGUGACCUUUGAAGAUGUGGCUGUGCAUUUCUCCUGGGAGGAAUGGGGUCUCCUUGAUAAGGCUCAAAGAUGUCUGUACCGUGAUGUGAUGCUGGAGAACUUGGCACUGAUAAACUCCCUGGGUUGUUGGCAUGGAGUGGAUGAUGAGGAGACACCUUGUGAGCAGUGCAUUUCUUUAGAAGGAGCGUCCCAAGUCAGGACUUCUGAGGCAGAACUAUUUCCCCAGAAGGCCACCCCCUGUAGGAUGUGUGGUCUGGUCUUGAGGGACAUUUUGCACUUGGCUGACAACCAGGGAACACAUCAUGGACAGAAACUGUAUAGGUGUGGGGCAUGUGGAAAACAGUUGUAUUUCAGUACAGAUGUUUAUCAGCACCAGAACCAGCACUUUGGAGAGAAACAUUUCAGAAGCAAUGUGGACAGAGCCUCAUUUGUGAAGAGCUGCAAAUUUCAUGUGUCAGGGAAGCCCUUUACCUGCAGGGAAGUUGGAAAGGACUUUUUGACCACCUCAGGAUUUCUCCAUCAACAGGCCACUUGCACUGAGGAGCAGUCAAAUAGAAAUGAUUGUGGGACUGUUUGUCGCAGUGGAAAAACUCAUUCCAACUGUGGAGAAUACAGAAAAGCAUUUAGCCACAAACACACACUUGUUCAGCAGCAGGGAGCCCUCACUACAGAAAGAUGUUACAUAUGCAGUGAAUGUGGGAAAUCCUUUAGCAAAAGCUACAGCCUUAAUGACCAUUGGAGAGUUCACACUGGUGAAAAGCCUUAUGAAUGUGGUGAAUGUGGGAAAUCCUUUAGGCAAAGCUCUAGCCUCAUUCAGCACCGGAGAGUUCACACUGGUGUACGCCCUCAUGAAUGUGAUGAAUGUGGAAAACUAUUUAGCAAUAAGUCCAACCUCAUUAAACAUCGGAGAGUUCAUACUGGUGAAAGGCCAUAUGAGUGCAGUGAAUGUGGGAAAUCCUUUAGUGAAAGCUCUGCACUGCUUCAACACCAGAGUGUUCACACUGGAGAAAGGCCUUAUGAGUGCAACAAAUGUGGGAAAUUCUUUACCUAUCAUUCCAGUCUCAUAAAACAUCAGAAAGCUCAUAGUGGAUCAAGGCCUUAUAAGUGCAGUGAGUGUGGGAAAUCAUUUAGUCAAAACUCCAGCCUCAUUGAACACCGUAGAGUUCACACUGGAGAAAGGCCUUAUAAGUGCAGUGAAUGUGGGAAAUCCUUUAGCCAAAGCUCUGCACUCCUUCAACAUCGGAGAGUUCAUACUGGAGAAAGGCCUUAUGAAUGCAGUGAAUGUGGGAAAUUCUUUACUUACAGCUCUAGUCUCCAGAAACAUCAGAGAGUUCACACUGGAUCAAGGCCUUAUGAGUGCAGUGAAUGUGGGAAAUCCUUUACUCAAAACUCCAGCCUCAUUAAACACAGGAGAGUUCACACUGGGGAAAGGCCUUAUGAGUGCACUGAAUGUGGGAAAUCAUUUAGCCAUAACUCUAGCCUCAUUAAGCACCGACGAAUUCAUAGUCGAUAAGGGCCUUAUGAGUGGCAAAUGUGUAAAAUGCUUUAACCAAUGCGCUGGCCUUGUUACACACCUGAGAGUUAACCUUGGAGAAAGUCUUUAAUUCAGUGAAUGUGAGAAAGCCUUCAGCUGAAGGCCUUUUCUCAUUGGAUACCAUAAAAUUUACAUGGGAAAAACAAACACCUUUGGUAUGUAAAGAUGUGCUGUUUCCUUGUUCAGUAUAACAACUCUGGAGGAGAUCCCUUAUGUUGGUGCCAUCUGCCUGAAUUGCUUCUCAUACAUUCAAACAUCUGCAUAAAUUCCAGGUAUGUAGGAGCUGCAUUGCACUUUUUAACCUGCCCGUGGUCCUUGCCAGACUUAUGUCACUGCCAGUUCUAUAGUGGAAGUCAUUUCAUCUCUACCACCUGGCAGGUGCCCGCACUGUAUACCAUUCACCCACCCUAGUGUGUUCAGGUAAAUGAGCCUCAGUGUUCUGUUCAUGGGAGGACUUUGUAAGUAAGUAGCCUGAGCAUUUAUUCCUUUCUUGUUUGUUUCUCUCUGAUGAGUUAGGGCAUGGACCUGAUGCAUUUUGGCCCAGAAGAGUCUCCUGGUGACUUGAAAAGAUGGACUACCUUUUUCAGGGAUAUUGUUGGACUCACAUGACUCUUGUGAUAGAAUUUUCCAGCUUCCAAAUCACCAACUGUGGGAACUGCCUGCCUCCCAGUGCUCUGGGCCAUCCAUGAUGUUCCAGUCACCAUGGCUAAGAAGUAUGAGCAGGUACAGAAAUUCUCAGGACCUCCAGAACUGUGUAUCUUGUGUAUCUGAGGUCAUUGUCAGAGAAGAUAAUCUAAAGGUUUUAUGGAUUUUUGUAGCCACUGGGCUGUUCUCAUCAAGGCCUUUGGAGUGCAGGCAGGAAAACCAGUAUAGAGAGAAGGGAGUUCUCAGUUUAUCAGUAUGGCCUUUGUCACCUAGCCAACAUUCCUGUUGAAUCAAGUGGAAACAGCCUUCACUGCUCACCUGUUUGCUAUCGCUGAUGCAAAGCUGUCCCUCCCAGGGCGUGAGGUGAGAGAAAGUGAAAUCAACAUAGGGUUGUCAAGUCUGAUUUUCCAAAAUAGUAGGAGAUCCAGACUUGUAUUUUGAACCAUAUUUUAAAAUCUUUAAUAAAGUAUAAAUGACAUGCAAUAAAUGGCACAUAUUUAAACUCUA